AUGGUAGGCUCUUCAGGCAGCGGGGGCACGUCGCUGGCUCCGACGCCUACCCAUCCGCACCAACUGUCGCGAGAACCGAGCAAAGAAGACGUCGAGAUGGCCGAGCAGCUUAGCCAACUAAACCAAGCCCACGAGUCCAACACACCAAGGAUCGCAUCUCCCCCGCAGAGCCAGCAGCCAGCAACCCCCCAGCCAGCUCCGAGCUCUGAAAUCUAUCACUCUCUCGAGGAUACGCUAGCAGUGCGGAAAAGCGAGCAGCCAGAGCAAGCACCAACGCCCGCGACAACAGCAUCCCUACCCCCAAAGAGUGUGCACGGGGGAAAUGCGCCUAUAACCGGCCAAGUCUGCAGCAAUUGUGGGACGACCAGGACGCCGCUUUGGCGUCGCUCACCUGCUGGUGAGACCAUUUGCAAUGCUUGCGGCUUGUAUCUCAAGGCGCGAAACCAGUCUCGCCCGACGAACCUGAAGCGCAACAUCUCAGCACAUCCCACAGCGUCCGUACAGCAAAGCCCAGCGCCAGGCCAGAGCCACGAUAGAGGCGCUUCUCCAGGAAAUGCCGCUGUGUCCCCGCGCGCCGCAACGUACGUCGCUGCAGACCAUGCUGCGGCUGGGACCUGUCCCGGAGGCGGCAGGUGCAACGGCAUGGGAGGCCAGCAGGGCUGCAACGGGUGUCCUGCAUUCAACAACCGUGUCUCUAAGACUGCGCAGUUCGCACUUGCUCAAGCGAAUACCACCUCAACUCCCACAGACGCUACUAGGACUGAGGGAGCUGGCCAGCCAACGGCGACGAGCGUGAUUCCUGCUUGUCAAAACUGCGGGACAACAGUGACCCCUCUGUGGAGACGAGAUGAGGCCGGUCACACUAUCUGCAAUGCUUGUGGCCUCUACUACAAGCUUCACGGGUCCCAUCGACCCGUUGAAAUGAAGAAACAAGAGAUUAAGCGCCGGAAACGUAUCGUACCCGCCGAGCCAGGUACCGUCGUUCCACAAGCCCCACCGUCGAUGGCCAGCAACUCGCCACCACAGCGCGCAACCCAAACCCCUGUCCUCGAGCAAUCCGCAUCCCCAGCUUCUACUACCGCUAUCGAGACGAGCGAGGUCGCCUACCCACCAUAUCCUCGAGCGCCGCCGCCCGUCGAUUUCACGAGCUACUACAGCAACGGACCGAUUACGUCGCACCCAGCACGUACUCUUACACCAUCAACAAAACCAGCGCCGUCUCCCCGGAAGCGCAGUCUCAGUGCAACGCUCGACCCUGACGAGACGCCGUCAGGACCCGUCAAUCCCGUACCACAUCGCCCUAAUGCCAUAUCAUCUAUCUUAAAUCCUGCUGGCGCGCAGGACGCUAAUAUCGAUCCUUCGCUGUCGAGCAUGUCGCGCCAGAGCAUAGGACCUUCGCCCGGUGCAAGAGAAGACAAGGCUGCCAGGAAAGAGAGGCUACGACAGGAAGCCGAGUUUAUGCGGCAAGAGUUGGCGAGGCGAGAGAGGGAGUUGCAAGCGCUAGAUGAGGACUAA
Trematosphaeria pertusa is the source of this 1515-nucleotide messenger RNA. RefSeq lists its product as uncharacterized. The record is from RefSeq and is a predicted model, not a curated record. NCBI's taxonomy places the organism in Eukaryota, Fungi, Ascomycota, Dothideomycetes, Pleosporales, Trematosphaeriaceae. The coding region runs from base 1 to 1515 and encodes 504 amino acids. Gene Ontology annotation, biological process: negative regulation of transcription by RNA polymerase II; positive regulation of transcription by RNA polymerase II. Gene Ontology annotation, molecular function: RNA polymerase II cis-regulatory region sequence-specific DNA binding; DNA-binding transcription factor activity, RNA polymerase II-specific; zinc ion binding. The transcript has 3 exons.